AUGUUGGUUUCUUACUUUAAUACAGUGAAAGUUACUCUUCAGUUUAUAUCAGCUGGGCAGCCACAGAAUGGACCCUGGUGUGAAGGUCAGCAGCUUCAAGUUUGGGGUUCCAUCCGUGCAGAAAGUUACAAGCUUUUCACUUAUGCUGAAAAGAUCUCUGGACUUCCAAAUGAAAAGGAGGCUGUAUACGUUGCAUUAGAUAAAUGGAUAGCUUGGGAAACUGAAUUUCCAUUGAUUGCUGCAGCUAAAGCUCUAAGAAUUUUAAGAAAAAGGGGUCAGUGGACACGAGUAGUUCAAGUGGCCAAGUGGAUGCUCAGCAAAGGCCAAGGUGCAACAUUAGAGACUUAUGAUUCCCUUCUGUUGGCAUUUGACAAGGAUUGCAGGGCUGAUGAAGCAGAAAUGCUGUGGGAUAUGUUAUUACGAACACAUAUGCGUUUUACAUCAAAGAGACUGUUUUGUAGGAUGAUAUCCUUAUAUGAUCACAAAAUGCCAGAGAAGGUUAUAGAGGUAUUCGCUGACAUGGAACAGUUGGAGGUGAAACCAGACCAAGAUACUUUGAUUAGAAUCGCACGAGCAUUCGAUGAAUUAGGUCAAACAGAGAAAAAGAUACGAGUCCUCAACAAGUCUCAAGGUAAAUGGAAGUAUGUCCACUUCAAUGGUGAACGUGUGAGAGUUAGAAAGGAUCCUUUGAAAUAA
Molecule: messenger RNA, 696 nt
Organism: Oldenlandia corymbosa var. corymbosa
Lineage: Eukaryota; Viridiplantae; Streptophyta; Magnoliopsida; Gentianales; Rubiaceae
Source: the annotation of a GenBank genome assembly